AAGGACUAGGGAGCAUUUGCUAUUGUAGUAUAGCCUUAAGCAAGAUCCAUCGUCACCAUGGCACAAACCAUUGGAGCUUCAGGUGCCACUCAUCUGAUCAAAUCUCAGCUUCGAGGCCCCUUUGACCAUGAUGACUCUCAAAUACUUGAAAAAGUUUACAUCACCCACCUUCAUGAUGAUAAAAGUUGUGAUACUGGAAGUCUUUACAACAUUGUUACCAAUGUUCUUACUAAGAAUGGCAGAGCUGCUCCUGUGACUGGUUUUCAACAACCAGAUUUUCGGACACUCAAGCUGAUUUCUUGUCAGAUGAUAAAAACUCCUGGUGAAGAGAAGUAUGUGCACCAAACAACAAUGUGGAUAUUGCAGCAACUGAAGGCGUAUUCAUGGGACGCAAAGGCAGUAAUAACUGUGGCUGCAUUUGCUUUGGAGUAUGGGAAUCUUGUGUACCUUAAAGAGAUAAAUCAAAGCAGCGUGGACCAGGUUGCAAACUCACUGAAGCAACUAAACCAAGUGGAAAGCAGGAGUGUGAGUAAUGAAGCUACCAAGUUGGUGAGUGUGGUUCUGGAAGCACUUCAUCACGUGAUAGAAUGGGCAAAAUGGUCUUCUAAUGGCUAUGACACUGAGGAUGUUCCUUCUUUGUCUCGUGCAUUGCAAGAGAUCCCAUUUAUUGUCUAUUGGACAAUUGCUUCCCUUGUUGCCUGUACUGCCAACAUUGUUGUUGCCUCGGACUAUGCAUUGUCAAAAUUCACAGAAAAGCUUUAUUCAUUUGAUGAAAGUCUGAAUCGACAUCUGACAUCGAGCCGGGAGGAAAUUGCUGCCCUUGAUGAUUACCAGAGGCGUUGGAAGAGAUUUUACAAUCCUAAAGAUGUCGUGGAACUCUUGAAGCUUCUCGUCCACCGCACUGGAACGCCGCUUCCACAAUUAUUUGAUGGCACCACCAAAACCAAAUUCGAUAUUGAUAUCUUGAGGGGUAACAAUGUGCUACUAUUUAUUUCAAGUUUGGACAAGAUUGAAGAUGAGAUUCAGCUUUUGAAUUCUCUGUAUCUUAGACUGGAAUCGCAUCCAAAUGAUGUAGUAAAAACCUUUAGGAAAGGUGAUUUCAAGAUUUUAUGGGUCCCAAUUGUGAGAGAAUGGGACGAUGUGCUCAACAAUAAAUUCACCCGCCUGAAAAACCAUAACAUCAAAUGGUAUGCAUUGGAACAAUCCACCACCUUAGCAGAUGCUGGCUUAAUUAGAGAGAGAUUGAAUUACCGGGGAAAACCUAUUGUCACGGUGUUUGAUUCUUCUGGUCACAUACUUAAUGAAGAUGCAAUGGACUUGAUCUUUCAAUGGGGGAUUGAUGCAUUCCCAUUCAGGAAAGAAGAUGGUGAUGAACUUGUUAAGAAAUGGAAGUGGUUCUGGGAUGUUACAAGGAAAGUCAACCUUGGAAUUCAGGAGGUGAAAGGGGACAGGUAUAUUUUCAUCUAUGGUGGUGGUGAUAGCAAGUGGAUGAAUAACUUCACAUUUGCAUUGGAUAAGUUGAGAAAGCACGAAACUAUCACAGGCAUAGAUGCUAUAAUAGAGCACUACCAAUUGGGAAAGACAGAUCCAAAGGUGGUUCCUCGUUUUUGGAUUGAAAUAGAAAGCAAGAAACUGAAGAAGCACGAGGGUGCCUUAGAUUGUGAGAUACAAAGGAUAGUGAAGAGCUUGCUCUGCCUCAAACAAGAUCCACAAGGAUGGGUUAUUCUCACCAAAGGGUAUAAUGUGAAGGUUUUGGGUCAUGGCGAACCCAUGUAUAAAACUGUGGAGGAGUUUGACAAGUGGCAAGACAAAGUGCUUCAAAAAGAAGGAUUUGACAUUGCUUUCAAAGAGUACUAUGAUAUUAAGCUCAAAGAGUUUGAAGCUCUUCAGCCAUGUUCGGUUGUCAAUGUUGAUGACUAUAAUGCAAAUGUCAUAGCUACCAUAACAUGCCCAAAUCCCACUUGUGGUCGGGUCAUGGAGGUCACUUCUGUUAAUUACAAGUGUUGCCACCGUGAUGCUUCAGCUUAGUGUGACUGCCAAGAUCUGAAUCUUCAAAUUCCUCUCUGAGUUUGAUAUUGGACAAAUUAAAACUUUAUAUAUGGUUAUUGUAAUUUUCUAUUUAGUUUCUAUGUUUGUGUUUAAGUCGAGACAAGAUGAGUGUUUGGUGCCAUACAAUAACUUGACGUACCCCUUUUGGAGAAUGGGUAGAAAAUAAGUAACGGCUUCGCUUUAUCUUGUUUGUUAUUAUUGAAUUUAAUAAAAUUAGCAUUAUUAUA
Arachis duranensis is the source of this 2276-nucleotide messenger RNA. Its product is annotated as protein SIEVE ELEMENT OCCLUSION B. The record is from RefSeq and is a predicted model, not a curated record. The coding region runs from base 58 to 2028 and encodes 656 amino acids. Lineage: Eukaryota; Viridiplantae; Streptophyta; Magnoliopsida; Fabales; Fabaceae. Gene Ontology annotation, biological process: phloem development. The transcript is spliced from 7 exons.